AUGCGCAGCAUGGACUACCACAUGUCCAGGAAACCUAGAGAUCGGCAGCACAACAGCUGCAGGUCCAGGGCCCUGGUUCUACUUAUCGUCGUCGCCACCAACACAGCCACCUUCCUCCUCUUCUCCGACGCCAGUUACUUAGUUGGCAAUGGCUCCGGCGAGCACAACCGCAGCGUCCCCUUCUGGAACUCCGGUAACAUCACGGAUUACGCUCUCGCUGCGAGCCACGAUGAGCUCGUGCACCUGCACGACCACCUCGCCACGGCAAACUCCCUUGUCGAGACGCUCCUGGGCCUAAAGGCUACUGCCAGCGACAUGGCAGCCGCCAGGGAUGAGCAGAAGCAUGUCGGGGUUGACGGACUGUGGCAAUGGGAGCUCACCAGCGAGCUCCAGCUGGCCGUCGGCCCCCACAAACUGCCAUUAGGCUUCACGAAGAACCUGGGGUCCGAUCAGCUGUUCCCGACGGUGGGGCAAGCGUGCCACCAUUUCCCGGACGAGCUGGAGCGCUAUAUGGACUACAAGCCCGGUGGCGAGUGUCCGUCCAAUGAGCAGUUUGCACAGCGGCUCAUGCUCAAGGGCUGCGAGCCAUUGCCACGACGGAGAUGCCGGCCACGCCGCCCGAUAGGGUAUGCUGAGCCCACACCACUGCCAGCGAGCCUGUGGGCCAUGCCGCCAGACACCAGCAUCGUGUGGGACGAGUACACGUGCAAGAACUACUCCUGCCUUGUCAACCGCCGCAAGACCAAGGGUUCCUACGACUGCAAAGACUGCUUCGACCUGCUCAGCGGCCGGGAGAAGGGCCGGUGGAUGCGCGACGACGGUGCACUCUCAUACUCCAUUGAUGCCGUGCUUGCAACAAAGCCAAAUGGCACGGUGCGCAUUGGGCUCGACAUUGGGGGUGGAUCAGGCACGUUUGCUGCACGGAUGCAGGAGCGUGGGGUGACCGUGGUGACCACGUCCAUGAACUUCGAUGCCCCAUUCAAUAACUUCAUAGCUUCGCGGGGUCUUCUCCCCAUGCACCUGAGCAUCGCGCACCGGCUACCGUUCUUUGAUGGCACGCUCGACAUUGUGCAUUCGAUGCAUGUGCUUAGCCACUGGAUCCCCGAUGCCAUGCUCGAGUUCACCUUGUUUGACAUUUACAGAGUGCUGAGGCCCGGAGGAUUGUUCUGGCUCGACCACUUCUUCUGCCUCGGCACGCAAAUGAACACAACAUAUGUGCCCAUGUUCAAUCAAAUCGGUUUCAACAAGGUGCGGUAG
This is a messenger RNA of Triticum turgidum subsp. durum (durum wheat), 1257 nucleotides long. NCBI's taxonomy places the organism in Eukaryota, Viridiplantae, Streptophyta, Magnoliopsida, Poales, Poaceae. The record is from the annotation of a GenBank genome assembly.